Messenger RNA from Petromyzon marinus (sea lamprey), 3142 nucleotides. NCBI's taxonomy places the organism in Eukaryota, Metazoa, Chordata, Hyperoartia, Petromyzontiformes, Petromyzontidae. The record is from RefSeq and is a predicted model, not a curated record.
AUAUUUUAUUAUUUUGUUGUUUCCCUUCAACGUGACUUUACCGAAAAAACUAAGAAUAUGAAUUACUGCAGUCACGAAAGCUUUAAAUCAAAAUUUACCGCGCUGUUGUUUAAGCGACACCAAAUGAUGACGCGCUGUGGGCUGAGAUCGUUGACAAAUUCCAAGGGAUUGCUGUUGUUGUUGUUAUUAUAUUCUUGGUUCCUUUCGGUAAAGUCACGUAGAAGGGAAACAAUAAAAUAAUACGUGACUUUACCGAAAGAACCAAGAAUAUGAAUCCCUGCAGGCACGAAAGCUUUAAAUCAAAAGUUGUUGUUAUUGUUGAGAAGCCGCUCUGUGACUUUCGAGCAAAAGCCAAACGCUGGAUCAUGAUUAUUCGUGAGUUUCAUCAAACAUCACUUUGAUCGGCACCAUCACCAUGACUCGUCACCAUCAUCAUGACUCAUGCAUGUCAGAAUCUGAAUGUGUUUAUGUACUGGAGGAAUCCGAUGAGCUAUGCUGCUCCUUUUUCACAGAUGUCCGGUAUGUGUGUGUAUGUUAAACUUCUCUCGCACCGUACGUAGGCAGCCGUGCUCAUCGGAGGUGCGGCAUUAUGAUCAUCAUCUGCCAUGUUCUAUCAAUUGCUGAAUGGUGGUCAGCACACCCCAGGACAUCGUCCAUCAUGCUUCCGCAAUCCCACUAUUAAUUUCACUCGCACGCAUACUUAAUCUGAUCUCACCAUUCUAUCCCCUGCUACGCAUACGAGAUUCUUUGCGAUAUUUACAUUGAGUUUAUUGAAAUAGCUGAGCAGAUGUUUUGUUAAUGCAUCUAAGUUUCAGUUGAAGUAUCAAUGCCAUCAUCCUCAACAUGAAUGUUAAAUGUGAUUGUCGCUGUUUGCGUAAGCCGUGAAUCUUGCAACUCCACCGGAUUUGUCACAACCAAAACUCGCAGGCAGAAGCUGCGGUAUUGACGGCAGAUGGGUUGAUGAUGAUAAUGGACGUUGAGAUAGAGGAAGCAUGGUGGGGGGCAGCGGUGGGGGGGCCCUUGUGAGAAAGGAAGGGGAAGUAAGAGUAGCAGAGGCGUGACCUGAGAUUCUCUACCACACGGAGAGUCUGGCAGAGAGGAGAAGGGUGAAAAUCGACAGUGAUGAUCUCAUUCAGAACUUCGACAUCAUCGCUCUUCCCGUCAGAAUGGCCACGGCCACCAAUCUCCCCAGCUCUUCAUUCUCCCCGACACCGUCUGCCAACUCAACCCCUGUCUGGAACUCCACCGCCUGGCACUCCUCCAAGACCAUUCUCCCGUGGCUGUCCAACAGCACAAACGGUUCCCCGAUAACAUUCCUCGGCCGCCGGCGCUUCACGCACGCGUCCAUAACCAUCUUGACCAUCGUCUUCGUCCUGGGCAGCAUCGGCAACUUCUUGGUCAUCUGGAUCCUGGGCUUCAAGAUGAAGCGCUCGGUGGUGACCCUCUUCUUCCUGCACCUUUCAGUCGCCGACUUCAUCUUGGUGCUGCAGAUCCCCGUGGUCAUUGCCCCCAUCGCUAUGGACUCGCACUGGGCGAUGGGCACGGCCGCGUGCAAGCUUCACACGUAUGCCUUCGUCGUGAACAUGAACGCCAGCGUCUACUUCUUGACGCUCAUCAGCCUCGACCGCUACGCCGCUCUCCUGCACCCCGUGUCCUCGCUGCCCCUGCGUCGCCUGCGCUUGGCCCGGUGGCUCUGCCUGGCCGUGUGGCUCCUCGCCCUGCUGCUGAGUCUCCCGCCUCUCAUCUUCCGCACGACGCGAUGGACAAACGAAGGCUUCGUGGCCUGCUACAACAGCUACGGCGAAGACUUUGACGUGCAGGCGCGGUGGGGCACGGCCAUGAAAAUUAGUCGAUUCGUGCUGAGCUUCGCCGUUCCGUACGCCGUCAUGAUCUUCUGCUACAGUCGCAUCGGGGCGAGGCUCCAGCGCAUAGACAAGGCGCGUCGCGGCAACUCGCUCAAAAUCAUCGUGGCCGUGGUGGUGGCCUUCUUCGUCUGCUGGGCGCCGUACAACUCCAUGGUACUGCUAAGGGCCAUUUCAUACGUUCAGAGAGACCACGAGAUGGUCCGAGUGACGGGAACGGCUUUUCCCAUUGUCAAGAACCUGAUGGUCAUCAACAGCUGCGUCAACCCGAUCCUCUACGUGUUCAGCGGCUCGCGCCUCAAGACGCAGGUCAGGCGCUCGCUCGUCGGGGCCAUCGAGAACGUGUUCAGAGAACUCGAGCAGACCGACUCUGGACAGAACCUCAGAAGGGGGUGCACGAUGCAGUUGCGCGCAGACGCUAUCCUCAGAACUAACAUCGGCAGAAAUUCCAGCGGUAACUUGGAGGGCAGCGGCGAUGACGAGACACGAGUCAUGAUGGCGCAGGAGGAACACGUGUAGUGUGGGUGGCCGUUAAGGAGGACAGAGCUGGCGUCUUCAACGGAAUUGUUGUGACAUCGCUAUGAUGGCACUUGAGUGUCGUAAUGACCGUACCUUUAAAAAGGAUUUUGUUUUUAAAACGUCAUUAACGAAGUUUUAAAACUCGUGUUGGACAGCCCGCGGGGACACAGAGUCAUAGUUGGGUAGCUACUACAGCUAUGGGUUGCAUCUGCCUUGCAGAUGAGAAGCAAUCAAGUUGAAGCCCUGUGCAAGGUUUGCACUAAUUACUAAACUAAACAUUUUUUUUAUUUUAACCAGGUAAGACCUACUGAGCUACAUCGCUCUGUUUUGGGCGCUCACAUUUUUUACAAACCCAGAAAUGGACAAGGUCUCCCAAAAAUUGCGGAUAGGUUUGCAGUCAAAGAUCGUUACACCAACGUUGUACGAUCACAACACCCACCCACAAUGUUCGGGACGGUUUUGCGCCAUCGACGAUGGCAAACCAUCGUCGAAAAUAGCGGGGGAGGUGUUAAUUUUCAUGGGUGGUUAGUGAUGGUGGUGGUAAUGAUGGUGGUUAUGUUGAUGGUAAUAAUGAUGGUCGUGACGGUGAAAAAAUAAGUUUGAGGCGGAGAUUGUGGUGGUGCUAAUAGUGAAAUGGUGAAAGUGUUGGUGGUGGUGCUGGUGCUGAUAGUUUAGUUCAUUUUCACAGUUCAUUUAUUUGGUAUAGCCCUGUGAGCCAUUCAGCUCUUGAAUCGGGUGCAACCGCAACAAACAAAAACAUG